Pelodiscus sinensis (Chinese soft-shelled turtle) is the source of this 728-nucleotide messenger RNA. Lineage: Eukaryota; Metazoa; Chordata; Testudines; Trionychidae. The record is from RefSeq and is a predicted model, not a curated record.
CACAUUUUUUAUUCUAUAUCUCCCCAAUCUAACUUUUUUCUUUAAAUUCAAAUGGAUGCAAUGAUAUACAGAUUCUGGCAUGUAUCUACAUAGGUAAUUUUUUUCUUUGUUUCCACAGUAGUAAAAUCCAGAAUGAUUUUGCAAAUAUAAACUUAGUGAAAUACAGAACUGAAAUAUGCUUAAGAAUUUCUAAUGAUAGCCUAAUAUUAAAUUAAAUCUGAGACCUAUUUGUCUUGGCUGAUUUAAGCAGCAUUAACUGAAUAACUCUUCAGAUGAUUUCUGGAACUCUUGGCUUUCUUUUUAGAGAAACCAUAUUAAAAAAAGAAGUAGAUGAAGAGAGAGCUUCUUUACAGAAAUCCAUCAGUGUUACUAGUGCCUUGAUCACAGAGAAAGAUGAAGAACUGGAAAAACUCAGAAAUGAGAUCACAGUGCUCCGUGGAGAAAAUGCCUCUGCAAAAACCUUGCAGUCCGUAGUUCAGUCAUUGGAGUCUGAUAAGUUGAAACUUGAGCAAAAGGUGAAGAACCUGGAGCAGAAACUCAGUGAGACCAAGAAACAGCCUUCUUCUAUAACUAGCUCCUCAGGUGACAAUGCUGCUAAUCCACUCCAUGAAGAAAAAGCAAAGGAGAAUCAGGUAUUGAAUCUGAAUAAACAGCCUUCUAAAGUAGUAACAUACCAUUAGCAACCUGGUCCUAAGUAAAAUGUCUUCCCAAAGAUAAGUCUCAGAGGA